This is a messenger RNA of Pelodiscus sinensis (Chinese soft-shelled turtle), 2949 nucleotides long. RefSeq lists its product as uncharacterized. Gene Ontology annotation, molecular function: protein dimerization activity. Lineage: Eukaryota; Metazoa; Chordata; Testudines; Trionychidae. The record is from RefSeq and is a predicted model, not a curated record.
ACCCAGCGGUGCCCCUAGCCAAACUGCCCAAGUUGCGCUGCCCAGUCACAGUCAGGCCAUGCUCUGGCCAUGGAGCGGGUUCAAACCCCUCUGGGGCGCCAGUCUGCCUCCACCAGGGGCAUGUCACCGCGCUGGGCCCGCUCACCUGGGCCCCUUGCUGCACUGGGUGUGGGGGGGUGUUCACACCCCUAAGCCAGAAAGUUCCAGUGCAGGAAAGCGCCGGUUAGACCUGACCUCAGGUGCCACCCGUGGCUACUGCCCGUCUGUUGUUCUCGCCCAGCGCCUGGGGUCGCAAUCCGAUGGCCCAGCUGAGAACAAAGGCGCCUUUCCAUCCCGCUGCGCCGUGACGCCCCGUACGCAGAGGCCGGAGUUUCUAAGGAAGUUCCUUUAGUGAGGCUCAACUGGGAGGGGGGACGCAAGACACAUCCGACUCCCGCACACGGUCCGGUACUGGGGAGGGGUUGAGAACCGCUGCUUUGCACGGCUGUAAACCCACCCUGCCCCGACAAUGGAAUGGUCACAUCUUAUCUCACCCCCCUUUCAGGCUGUUCAUGGCACCCCACCACGGAGACACCUGUCAUGCGGUUACAGCCCUGUGCUGUGAAAGGCCCAUCUGCAUGGAGAUCGAAGUAGGCCCAGGCAUAUUGUGACCGUAUUCCUGUCACCGAGGCAUGGCUUAAUAAUGCUCUCGCAGACAUGGCAAAUGGUAAACCUGCAAGCAUGGAGUUUGACGUGCCGGCUGCCCCACGUGAUGCUCUGCCCAGGGCGGCACAAAUUGAACUGAUGCAAAUAGAGAGGCCCUUGCAGAAUGCGGGGAGGUCUACGCUAUUCCAAGAUCUUUCCGCAGCAGGGAGCAACCGGCCUCCACCGUUAACCCUCUGAUCUGGUGGCGAAACCGUGCUGCAGCCAGACUAGCAGGGAGACAAAAUGACUGAACCCGACAAGAAAAAGAGUCGAAGGCUGUGCACAUUUAAAGACGAGUGGCUGCAACGGCCAGAGUAUCGGAAUUGGCUUAUAAAGGCAAGCGACGACUCGGGCUACUGUUCUGUUUGUCGGGUGCAGCUCACCGUCAAGUUUGAUUCUGCAAAAGCUAUCAAGCGCCAUGCAGAAACAAAGGGUCACAAAGUCAAAGCGCAAGGACAGGGAUGGGGUAGGACCAGCGACAAAGUCUCCAGAAGGACGGAUAAUGCCGAAGAGCAACCCCUGCACACAGCUGAAUUGCUUUUAGCAUAUCACAGAGUUAAACACCACCUCGGCGACCCUUCGCAAGAUUGUGGAACUCAGCUGUACCGCUGCAUUUUCCCCGAUUCCAAGAUAGCUUCCAAAAUUCACUGUGGAAUGACAAACGCACGUGCUUUGAUUGAGAAUGUAUUAGCACCGCAUUCCCUGAAAAGGGCCAUGCAAGACAUUGGCUCAACACCUUUCUCAGUAGCGACAGUUGCUUCUAAAAAAGGGCCCACAAAACUCUUCCCAGUUGCCAUCCACUACUUUAAUAAAGACAAGGGGAUCUGCACGUCGAUCGUCGAUUCUUUCGAGGAUGCAGCUGAAACAUCAGAGGCGAUCGCAGACAACUUAAGACGUUGUCUUCAAAAGGCUGGCCUGAUACAGAAUAAAAUUGUGGCAUACGGAGCGGGCAAUUUUGGAGAAAACAAGUCUGUUUUUGUGCACCUAAAACAAAUGUUGGACUUACCAAACCUUGUGCCUGGGCAUUGCAGUGCGCAAAUAGUCCACGAUACAGCAAAGCAUGGCUUGAAAAAGCUCCCUUAUGACAUAGAGUACUUGGUCUUCAAGGUCUUCAGUGAAUUCGCAUCUAGUGCCAAGAAUAUCAGUGAACUGAAAGAGUUCUUUGACUUCAUGGAGACAGAAUAUUCAGAAAUCUUACACCAAGUACCUAAGCGUUUUGUGGCCCUUUUUGCUGCCGUAGACAGGUUACUGAAGAAUUGGCCUGCACUCAAAUCUUACUUCGUGAGUCAAGGAGAGGCAGGCGUGAGCCACACAAUCUGGGCCUUUCUUUCGGAGCACAAGGACACCAGUUCCGAUGAGGACUCUAUUACUCUGCCCGAACUGUACCUCUGCUUUGUGCACAACAUGCUGAGCCUGUGUAACACCACAAUCAAAGUUCUUGAAAGUGAUUCCGUUCAAGUAACCGAACUGUACGCCACGCUCAGCAAGCUCAGAGCAGAGAUUCGGAAUCGCCAAGAGAAAGGCUUCCAUGGGUACAAGGUAGCACGGCUCUUGGAGAGGCUACAGCCUGACAAGCAGAGUAAGUUUCUCGGAGAUGCCCGGCAGACGUACACACGCAUGCUGCAGUACCUAGAAAAGAGGUUUGAUUUCAGCGAAAACUCUUUCUAUAAGUUGUGUGCGCCACUUCAUCUGGACGGGCCUCUUGAGCUAGACAAGCUCUGUGCUUUGGUGACAAAUUUGGACGUUCAAGUGGAUCUAGAUGAGCUGUUUACGGAGAUAUGUGUGCUGAACGAGGUGCUACCCAUCCUAAAGGGGUCAGACAAUCAUGUGGAUUCAACCCAGCCGCGGCGGGGGCGCCGCCAUCACCCUCCCGCCUCGGACGUCUGGGUAGAACUCUUUAAGUGCUGCGAGGCCCCAAACUUGCUGAAGAUUGUGCAGCACGCCUUUGCUGUCCCCCCCAGCAGUGCCUUCGUGGAACGCAUUUUCAGCAUCAUGGCGAACGUGGGGGCUGAGGAAAGGAACCAGCUGCACACGGACCUGGUGAGAGCUGAGCUGUUUGUGCACUUCAACUAUCAAAUGACAUGCGCUGAGUUUGCUGCGUUUUUGCAGACGGGAGCAGCUACGGAGCUUCUGGCGGCAGCAAGGAACGAUGAGACGUUUUAAUUGCCGCUCCCGCACCCGUGUUGGAACUAGGCUACACGCUGCUAUAAUGCAACGUCUUUGUAAUGUUUUAAUGCUCCUCAAAUAAAACACUAAGGAAACCAU